Molecule: messenger RNA, 2893 nt
Organism: Nyctereutes procyonoides (raccoon dog)
Lineage: Eukaryota; Metazoa; Chordata; Mammalia; Carnivora; Canidae
Gene: MYCBPAP
Product: MYCBP associated protein
Exons: 19
Coding region: 31-2853 (940 amino acids)
Biological process (GO): endocytosis
Cellular component (GO): clathrin vesicle coat; endosome; plasma membrane
Molecular function (GO): phospholipid binding; clathrin binding
Source: RefSeq, a predicted model, not a curated record
GGCCCUCGGCGGGCGCGAGGGCGUGGCCGGAUGAAGAAGGUGGCUGCCAGGCAGUCUCCGCCCAAGCUGAUCGAAAAGAAGCGGGCAAAGGUACCUGAGCAGCCCACACCCCCCAUUCAGGAAGAACCAGAGUCUGUUAGCAAUGUCCUACAAGGAGAUGACAUUCUUGCCUUAGCCAUCAAGAAAGAAGACCUCAAGAAGCAACACAUUCCUCGCCUUUUUGAGACACAAGACAGACCUGUCAUUACCCAGAAAUUUAUCAUCCGUAAACUCAAACCCAAGGAUCCAAAGAGGAAGGUCUGCCACUUAGUAGCACAUCCCGCAACUCCAGAUGCAGCCACGAAGCCCCUGGACUACUCUGGUCCAGGUGACAGCUUCCAUGGCUCUGAACAGAUCCUGUCUCACCACAUCUUGGGAAGCCUCCAGGACUUUAAGAGAAUUGCAGUUGCUCAAGGGAACACCCAGCUGGCUGAGCUGAUACACACCCCACCAGGCUUGGUGACCCUAAUCUCAGCUAAAAAAGAACCAAAGCAGAAAGCCCCAGAAGAAAAGAAGGCACAUCCCUGGGCCCCACCUCCUCAGCACAACUUUCUCAAAAACUGGCAGCGCAACAUCAACUUGUGGAAGCAGCAGCAGGAAGUCCUCAGCGAAUGCCUGAAGAAGCCUGUGGGGGAGCUGCUGAUGCACACUGGGGAGACCUACCGACAGAUCCAGGAAGAACGGGAGCUCAUUGACCGAAUACUUCCAACACAGCAUGAUGGGAAGAGCUGUGAGGAGACCACUGGGUUCUGGAGUCGCCUGGAAUACUUGGGAGAUGAAAUGACGGGUCUGGCAAUGACAAAGACAAAAGCUCAGCGUGGCAUCCUGGAACCAAUCACUCACGUCAGGAAGCCCCGCUGCAUCCAGGUGGAGAUGGGACUGCCAGCCCAGAAGGAGGCUUGGUACCGCUACACCUGGGAUCGGAGUCUGUUUCUGAUCUACCGACGUAAGGAACUGCAGAAGGUCAUGGCAGAGCUGGAUUUCAGCCAGCAGGAUAUUGAUGGCCUGGAGGUGGUGGGCAGAGGGCAUCCUUUUACGGCUGUUACGGUGGAAGACUAUUCAGUAUUUGAUAGGAGCCAGGAAAGCUCCUCUGAAGACAUUGUGUCCUUAGACUUGUUGGCCAAUUACCCUGAUGUGAUCCCCAUGCCUAUUCUUGGCCCUUCUCUGCUGUUCUGUGGGAAGCCAGCUUGCUGGAUCAGAGGCAGUAACCCACAGGACAAGAAGCAUGUUGGAAUUGCCGUCCGUUUGAUCUUUGAAACUCUAGAAGGAGAGAAGACAUCUUCAGAACUGACUGUAGUCAAUAACGGGACAGUGGCCAUUUGGUAUGACUGGCGCCGGAGGUCCCAGCAGGACUCUUUCCAAGGCCUGAAGAGAAGCAGGAUGCCGCGGUUUUAUUUUAACAAUCGGGAAGGUGUGAUCCUGCCUGGAGAAACGAAAACCUUUACCUUCUUCUUCAAGUCUUUGAAUGCAGGGAUCUUCAGGGAAUGUUGGGAGUUUGGAACCCACCCCACCCUGUUAGGAGGUGCUCCCCUGCAGGUCAAUCUCCAUGCAGUCUCCCUGACCCAGGAUAUUUUCAAGGAAGAGAGGAAGUUACUGAAGCAUAAGAUGGCUGCCCGCGAAGCAGUCACCAUCGUGGAGAGCGUGCUGCAGGAGCUGCUGAGUGGGAUCCUGACCCCAGAGCGUGCACAGUCCCCCGUGGAUGCCUAUCUCACAGAGGAGGACUUGUUCCACCAUAGGAACCCCCGGCUGCAUUACCAGCACCAAGUGGUCCAAAGCCUGCACAGCCUGUGGUGCCAGUACUUGACCCUGCCCCUCAAGGCCGAGGAGGCCAGGCCCAGUGAGGUGGAGUACCUCAGCCCCAAAGCCCAGGCUGCCACGCCACAGCCAGCCUGUGUGAACCCGGAGCCUUCAGCACCCUCUAAGAGUCCAGGCUCAGAAUCCCAACUGUUCCAGCAAGAGAGUGAGGCUCCCAAGGACUCCCAAGAUGCUUUUGGGUCCCAGAAGCCUGGAGCAGGGGCCCAAGGCACUCUGCGGAAGAGCAUUAUGGAGGAGAUCCUGGUGGAGGAGAGCCCAGACCUGGGGAGCACCAAGAGCCCCUGGGAGCCGGAUGGCCUUCCCUCUCCUGAGUGGAACCUAUGCUUGGAGGAUUUCAGAAAGGCAGUGAUGGCACUCCCCGAGGAGAACCAGAGGGAAGAUGCCCUCAUCAGGCUCAACAAAGCAGCCCUGGAGCUGUGCCAGGAACAGAGGCCCCUGCAAUCUGACUUCCGGCACCAGGUGUGUUUGCAGCUGUGGCGGGAUGUGAUCGAUGGCCUGGUGAGCCAUUCCCUGUGGCUGAGGGCUCUGCUAGGUCUGCCCGAGAAAGAGACCAUCUAUUUGGACAUGCCAGAAGAGCAAGAUCAAAAGUCCCCUCCUUUUGUGGAAGCGAAAGCGACUGCCUCGAAACUUGGGAAGGAAGAGCGGAAAGGGACAGCCCAGGAAAAGAAGCAGCUGGGAAUCAGAGAGAAAGAGGACAAAAAAUCAGCCAAGUUGCCAGGGAAAGAGGACCGUUCAAACAGUAAGAAGCACAAGGCAAAGGAUGACAAGAAACCAAUGAAAUCUUCAAGUCGAGACAGGCUUUCCUUGGAAGACCCUGCCCCUGACAGCACUACCACUUCUCAGGAACCCAUAGAUCCCCUGGUCAUGGAGAAAUACACCAAGAGGCUGCACACGGAGGUCUACGGGCUGCUGGACACCCUAGUGACUGACCUGAUGGUCCUGGCUGAUGAGCUCAGACCCAUAAAGAAUGUCGAGGAGACUUUGCGUCUUUGUACCUGACUCAUGUGUCCAAGGGGCCUUCUGGGAAACUGGUUAAUGA